Messenger RNA from Botrytis porri, 384 nucleotides. RefSeq lists its product as uncharacterized. NCBI's taxonomy places the organism in Eukaryota, Fungi, Ascomycota, Leotiomycetes, Helotiales, Sclerotiniaceae. The transcript is spliced from 2 exons. Bases 1 to 384 code for a protein of 127 amino acids. The record is from RefSeq and is a predicted model, not a curated record.
AUGUAUCUCCCAAACGCCCAAAGUAUCCUGACCGCAGGUCUCGCUAUGACCGGCACCCUCACCAAACCUAAAGAAGUCGCCUCGGGCCACAUCCUCGACUACGCCGUCGAAAGCUGUCUCGACAGCGACCACAACCGUCGCUGCACCGCCCCCUUCCUCGUAACCGGCGAGUCCUGCUACAAUAUCGAAUGGAGCACCGACGGGGUCCUCUCUCACACGACGGUUGAAGUCCGCGAUGCGGGGAGCGAUGAGAUUGUGUAUUAUCGUGACACGAAUGGGGAGUGGGAGAGUAAGAAGGGGGAGUUGGUUUAUUUGGAUUUUAAACCGAAGGUGCCGGGGCAGGGAAACAAUACGGUGGAUUGGAGUGUUAGGGCUUGUAAAUAG